Messenger RNA from Brassica rapa (field mustard), 2581 nucleotides. RefSeq lists its product as uncharacterized. The record is from RefSeq and is a predicted model, not a curated record. NCBI's taxonomy places the organism in Eukaryota, Viridiplantae, Streptophyta, Magnoliopsida, Brassicales, Brassicaceae.
CACAUUUUUACAGUUUUUGCGGGAAAACGAGAUUUUUUGGUUUUGGCGGGAAAAUACAAAUUUUCAUCCGGAUGAUCUAUCUGAAUGAGUUACACUUUAAUACCUAAACAAACAAAACUCUUAUUUUCAUCCAGAUGGUCCAUGCAGACGGAGAAACAAACAGACCCUAAAAUGAUGAGCGAAUGAAUGUUUUUGAGAAAACUGAAAGGUUUCGGAGUUGGGCCAACCUAAUUUUUAAAGGAGGCGCAAAUUCAACGACCCAUUUUCUUUUUAUUUUUGAGCCCAAACUGUUCUUCCUUGGACUCCAAAUCAAAUCUCUUUUGUUCCUUAGAUGAAGAUUGUCUUCUUUUUGGACUGCAACGAUGUCGACUUUAACUGCUUUAAUUUUAUGUUGGUUUAUACUUUAUACUAGACACUUAGACAACUCAAUUAUUACUUUAUGAAAAUAUUUGAUAGGGACGACUCUGAAAUUUAAGGAGUUAUAAACAUAUUAAGAAUUUUUUUUUUAUACAGUUUGAAGAUCACAAAACUUAUGUAUAUUAGUUCUUUAAAAUUUGGAAGAUAAUUAUGUCCAUAACUGGCCAUAUAUAUGAUACACAACGUCAUACUUCAUAUAUAAAGUUCAACAAAAUUGACACUUUCUAAAUCAAUUCAACGAUGUCUUCACACACAUACUGAACUUGUUUAUAUGCAACAUGUUCGUGCCGCAAAAAUCUCUCGCAUGGGUAUGUCUUUCUAUGGCCGAAGACCUGGUCGGCUUCAUUUUUCCUUAUGUAUAAGCACAAGAUUCCUACGCGUAGAUGAGGGCUGGUGCGGAUAAUUAAGACGUCUCAACCGAGUAAAUAAAUAUAUAUUUUAUUGAUUAAAAUUUUAAAUACAUAAUUACGAACUUUUGUGUCAUAGUUAUGGAUAAUGUAACUCUUGUUUAGUUGUUUCAAUAGCCCCACAGGAUAAUCAACACUUUGUGACAUACACCACUUAGGGAUUGUUCUUGUUGAGCUAACAUAUUUAAAAUAUGUUACAAAUGCAAAAUCACUCUCCAUAAAUGAUUGAUCAGAGCCUUGGCUACUAGACGGGUGAAGCAGUUAGGAAAUUUGUAGAAAUGGUGGCAGAGUUGGCUUUUCGCUAGACAAGGCCAUGGCACUAACAAUAGAUGAGGUUUUACAAGAACUAAAGGCAAUCUAGACUGAGGAGCGCAUAUGCUAUGAUGACCAGAAAGAAACAACGACCAUAGGCUUCAAGUAUAACAAUACCACGUAUCGCUAGUGCUGAUCGUGGAGUUGAAGACUAAAAUCAGUCAUUCUUGUUUAUUGUUUUAGAGUUUUAGAGCUAAACCACCUAAAAACUAAUGAAAAUGCAUUCAUAAUGAAGGCCAUUAUUUCCACACGAUUCUCCAAGUGUAGUCUAGUAAGACAGUUUUAUAGCAAAUGAAUUAACUAGUAGUCACCAAAAUCACAAAAGGUACUAUUGUCUUCAUUCUAAGUUUCUAACACUGAAACACACAGUAACAACACAAGAAUCUUUAAAGCUGGGAAGAUGAAUCUAACACCAGAAACACGUGGCUCUCAUCAGCUCUCACCAGCUCGCACAUUAUUUCCUUUUCUUUUGUCUCAAAAAAGGUUUUAAAAACAGAGGAAACGAUUCCUUCCUUCUAUGCACAUUGAAGAAAGUAAAAGUGCACACAACAUGAGAAAGAAAAAGGAAUCGAAUAAACAAAACACUUUUUCUUUUUUUUUUUUUUUCAAUCUUUUCUGCAAAGACCCAUCAAUAAUGACACAUUUGGAAUUUCAUUGGAAACUACGUCCUUAAGGUCCACAAAAAUUCCAUUCAAAGCACGCACUUUCGAGAACAAAGACUGCUUCAAAAGAAUCAAAAGAACAAUUUUCUUUUGCAUUUAUAAGGUUUUUGAUUAUCACUUGGAAACAUACGAGGCACCAUUACAACUAUUAACUCAAGGUUUUUGAAAUAAUACCAAACCAAUGGCGACGCUCCAGAGAUUCAAGUUCCUAGCGACGCAGUGUGGAGUUGAACAAAGCCCCACGCGAAGUCCAAGCCCUAGUACAAGUCCUUUGGUACAGUUUCGUCGCAAGAAGACAACCUUAAAGAUGCUUCUGAGUCUUAGAUCGCCUAGCCGCCGGGAGCAGCCGCUGAUUCAUCAGACUGCUGACAAGGACGUGGCUGGACGCAAACUGAGAGACUUAUUCGUCUCUUCGUCUCCUCUAGAGGAAGAAGAAGAAGAGGAGAGACCACCGAAGGGGAAAACAAAAGAAGAAGUUCUUGCAGCCAUGGCAGCUAUUAAACUAAACGCAUCUACUAGUUCACAGUUGGAGUCAUCGGUUUGGUUCGGAUUCAGCAAGAGGCUUCUCAAGCGAGCUUGGCGUCCUAAGCUUGGUACCAUUACUGAGUAACGUAUAAUCUAUUUCUUCUCUUUUUAAUGUGACAAUGGAAACAAUUUGUUUCCUAUAUGAACAAAUUAUAUUAUCCUUUUUAUAAAAUUCUCGUAUCUUGGCAACAAAUCUUAUGUUAUUAUGUAGACCAAAAAAAAAUCUUAUGUUAUUAUUAAACUGGUUUGUUUUUUUUU